AUGAGUCCACUCAGCACACUCGGAAUCGACUUCGGCAGCACGAGCACCCGAGCCUUUCUCUGGUGUCCAGAAGAAAACAAGGAGUAUUACAUCGAGAGCACAAGCAAAGCCAGGAAUAAUCAUCGAUUCUCCGCUGGCGACUUUUCGUCGGUUGGCUAUCCUUUUGAUGACGGCGAAGUCUAUCUGGGCCAGAAAAUCGAUGCUUCUCGGCAGUCAAUCUCGCUGAAAUACGCCUUCUACGUAUUGGCCAAUGCACCAGCCGACCUUGCGAGCCAAUACCAGGUGUCCGAACCUCUUCGCCGCCGUCAGAGGGAGCCGGAUUUCUUGGUUCGGUUACAAGAAGGAAUAAGUCAGCUCUUCAAUACGAUAUACCAUCGUGUUGUCGAAGUAUGCAGAGAGGAGAGGCUCCGAGUCACCACCAUUGGCUUAUCCGUCCCGUCACAGUGGACCUUGGACUUUAUGGACCUUUAUCGAGGCAUUGUCAGUGACGCAUUCAGACACGACCCAAAAUCUAUCUACUUUGUCACAGAGGUAGAAGCACUUGCACAUUUCUUAUUCGCAAGGAAGGUGAAUCGCUUGAUUCCACUGGAGGACAGUGUUCAAAAUGCCAUUGUGGUAAUACUCGAUUUCGGGGGCCACACCAUGCUUCUCCACAAGAACACUUGCACGCUCAAGCUUGUGCAUGACUCCAAUGGGCUUCCUGCUUUCUAUCUAAUUGGAGAGCCUGAAGGUGUAUCAGGAGGGAGCGAGCUAUGGGAAUUGCUCUUGGUCGAGACGAGUCUGGAAAUCUUGCAGCGCGAACAUAAUAUCGUGCCAUCUGGUGCGAAUAGACAAAAACUUCUCGAUUCGAUCAAUAAUGCCAAAUACGAACUGGGACCACAGUACGAGAACAAGGAUUUUGAUCAUAUUGUUCGAGACGGCAAGAAGGAUUACAUGAUUGGUCUUGAUGAGUCAUGUGUAACAAACUGUUUUGACAAAGCCCUCAGAAAGCCCCUGGCUUUGGCCGCUACCCGAAUCAGAGAUGCUGCAACAACUCUGAAGCUGGACAAUCAGAUUGAUGCUCCGGAUAUUAUGCUUAAACCACGAGUCAUUUUGUCCGGGGGUACCGCAAGCCAUCAGGGUCUUGCAAGAAUGAUCGAGGACAUAUGCCGCAGAAACGGGCUUGAUAAGCACGUUGCAACGGACGAUAUCAGAAUCCAUUACGACUCUGUGAAAAUUGCCAGCGGUGCUGCAUUUGCUGUUGCCUCUUCCCUGACAGUGGAGAAGUUCUUGCAAAGAGGUGCAGCUUUCGGUCUCCAGAUGCGACAGCCGGUGAAUCCGGGCAGUACGGAGUCAGAGCAUAAAUGGGACAAUACAGCAUAUUUUCUGUGGAGCUUGCGGAAGCCGAAUCAACCGCUUGACAUUUUUGUUACGGGAAGAGACGAACUGAAGAUUAUUUGUGACCCAUUCUUCGAAAAAGAACAUGGGAACCAAAAGAAAGAAUUGCACUAUGACAAGUGUUACGACUUUGUUUCCCUCGGACGACCUACCAAAGGAACCUGGACCUUUUCAUUGGACCUAGUUGGUGAAGAUGAUAAGAUACGGCUAAUCAUCCGCACAUCGAGGCAAUUUGGCAAUUCGAGACCGCAGUCAUACGAACCUGUCGGCCUUUUAUUGCACUAUAAUCGAGGUAGUAACAGUAUACAUCCUGGUAGGGAAUCCUGUGACUCUACCGAGGAUCCAGACAUCUUGGCCCUCAAGUACUAUCCGGAACGUGUACGAGAGCAGGAGCAAGAUACACGAGAUCUUGUGGUCCCUGGCACACGACGUAUGGUUGCUCGCCGAGGGAGGAGUCGGAAGAUGCCUCGAUCCACCACUUUCCCGGACAGGGUAGCUCGACGGGGGGCGCGCCGCUGUUAA
This is a messenger RNA of Pestalotiopsis fici W106-1, 1899 nucleotides long. RefSeq lists its product as uncharacterized. Bases 1 to 1899 code for a protein of 632 amino acids. The transcript is spliced from 5 exons. The record is from RefSeq and is a predicted model, not a curated record. NCBI's taxonomy places the organism in Eukaryota, Fungi, Ascomycota, Sordariomycetes, Amphisphaeriales, Sporocadaceae.